GGCAGAGUGCCUGGCAGUAGCUUGAUGCCCGAGGGGCCUGCCCCAUCCCGAGUGCCCACUGUGACAUGGGCGGCCAGCCUCCUGCCCUACGCAUGGCUCUGUAGAAGCGUGGUGACCCCUUUCUCCCCUUCCUCUUCUAGCAACAUGGCUGACAGCAAGGCCAAGGCCGCCAAGGCCGCCAACAAGACACCCCCCAAGUCCCCAGGGGACUCCGCAAAGGACAGAGCGGCCAAGAGGCUGUCACUGGAGACGGAAGGUGCCGGCGAAGGGGCGGCCGCUGCGGCCCCAGAGCUCAGCGCCCUGGAGGAAGCUUUCCGGCGCUUUGCCGUGCACGGGGACACCAGGGCCACCGGGCGGGAGAUGCAUGGCAAGAACUGGUCGAAGCUGUGCAAGGAUUGCCAGGUCAUCGAUGGCAAGAAUGUGACCGUCACUGACGUGGACAUCGUCUUCAGCAAAAUCAAGUAAGUGCCCCCCGGGCCUCGCACUCAGGACUCCCGGUGGGCGUGGUGUUCAGCUGG
Molecule: messenger RNA, 518 nt
Organism: Herpailurus yagouaroundi (jaguarundi)
Lineage: Eukaryota; Metazoa; Chordata; Mammalia; Carnivora; Felidae
Product: tubulin polymerization-promoting protein-like
Exons: 1
Coding region: 25-465 (146 amino acids)
Biological process (GO): positive regulation of protein polymerization; microtubule bundle formation; microtubule polymerization
Cellular component (GO): microtubule
Molecular function (GO): tubulin binding
Source: RefSeq, a predicted model, not a curated record